AUUUCUGUUGUUCGAUAAAGCCUUGGUGAAGUGUAGUCAACUAAUUACCCUAGCCUGCAGUCCUCGUUCAUCUCUCAGGCACUGAUAUCCUUGAGCUGUCCAUGAUCAGCCUGAGCGACGCAACUGACAUUUAUACUGUUUUCCAAGUUUUAGGCGGUCCAGCAGAUCCUAGACGAUGAAUCCGUCGUCAACGACGUUUGGAGUGUAUCUCGCAACCGAAAGAUGUUCCAAGUGGAAUUUUCUGUAAUGGGCGAGGAUAGGUUGGAACGGUUUUUGGACAAGCUGGCGUUUCACAACGUGGGCAAGACAACAGAGUCAUCAAUUAUGGUGAUUGAACCUACGGCCUUCAUCUGCAAAAGGGAACGAGCCCCGAAGACCGGCUCGAUCCCGCAGUGGGCCUUUCAAGACUUUCUCCGCUCUCUGAAGUCUCGGCUUUGUGUAGCGCAGGUAUACCACGAGAUCCAGCAGCGCGGCACUUUUGACAUGAACUACUUGUGCUUCCUGCUCUGUGCUGCUCUUGUUGCAGACAUGGCGCUGGUCACCAACUCUUCCGGAGUGGUGUUCGCCAGCAUGCUUUUAUCACCGCUUAUGGAUCCGAUUUUAUGCAUUCUAUUCGGGUUGACCUUACGUGAGAAACACAUGCUGAUGACAGGCGUCCGCAACACCGGCAUCUCGCUGUUACUGUGCAUUUGUCUAGGUCUGUCUUUUGGUUACGUUGCUCACAUGGUCAGCUGUUUCGAAGGAAUAACCCCAUACCCUACAUCAGAAAUGAAGCUCAGAGGGCAAGCAAAGUCAUUUGUCGCCUCUGUGAUGGUGUCUAGCUUCUCUGGAAUCAGUGUGGCAUUUGCCACAUUGAGUAGACGUUUGACCGCGCUCAUUGGCAACGCAAUCUCUCUGUCGCUUCUGCCACCUGCAGUCAAUAGCGGACAGUUAUUGCUGUUGGCUGUUCUCGCAUUUAUGCAGAAGACGGUCAUUUUGCAUCCCAUGGGACAGAACGACACUCUUUCGAGGGACAGUUGGCCUCCUCAUCCGAGGUGUGUUUAUCCCUGGGUACGGAAUUACGAAUUUAUCUAUAUGGACAAUGAGUGUGAUGCGGCGCAGGAAUUCGCGGCAUUGAGCGCUUUCAGCUUCUUACUGGUCACAAUGAACAUAUUAGUCAUACUGGUGACCGGGUACACGGUGAACAAGCUGAAGGACAUGGCGCCCCGGGCAUUCACAAACGAAACAGUCCGCCGCUUUUAUCAGAAAGAUUUACCGGAGUUCCGAAAAACAUAUCAUUGUUUACACAAGUUAGAUGCUGCUGAGUUGGCUACGUGUGCUUAUAAAGAGUACCUACGGCUGAAUCGAGUUAAUCCGGAAUCCGACGGUGAACUGGACCCAGAGGAGUCCGAAAGGAUCGCCUCAGAGUUUCGUGCCGUGCUUCAGGGCGUAGGUAAAAACCACCACGUGCAAACUGUCUCAGCCAAAGCAGAUUUCGGCGGUCAGUUCCUGAAAUCCUUCCUCUCCCAUUCCGAGCUAUUGGCCGGUCAACGAAGACACCCAUCGCGAGCAAACACAACAUAUCAUGCAUCUUGGUUGGAGAACGGCAAAAUAAUAUCGAUGGCAAAAAUGUAUCACACGACGCACGACAAGCCGGUACAAUUUGGCGGUGACUUCGAAGAAGCGCUACAGCGAAGGCGGCUAACUGAGACUUGGAUGGACAGAGCGACUACGAUGAGCACUCGUCUUCGUCAGCUGGAACUGUUGGGUGAAGUGGACAGUGAAUCCGAAUCGCAUGAACGAACAUCAAGACGCUCAUCGAAGCACUUUAUCACACCAAAGGAUCAAAAUCAGUGUCAAAACGUGGGUAAAUUUCACGUGGUGCCUACGCAACUCUCCAUGAGCCGAAUGGGCUCGGCGAAUGACAAAGCUAUUCUGGAAGAAAGAGUUUAA
This is a messenger RNA of Dicrocoelium dendriticum, 1932 nucleotides long. Lineage: Eukaryota; Metazoa; Platyhelminthes; Trematoda; Plagiorchiida; Dicrocoeliidae. The record is from the annotation of a GenBank genome assembly.